AUGUCAGCCACCGAGACGCUCAACUUGACAGAGGCCACCAUCACUGACCUGGGGCAAGCUCUCAACAGCGGAUGCCUAACCAGCGUGGAGCUGGUUACACUCUAUCUCCACCGAAUCGCCUACUUUGAUAUGCGGAAUGCGUCGCUCAACUCUAUCUGCAUCUUGAACCCCCGAGCGCUUGAAGAGGCACAGGCCUCCGACGACUACCGCGCAACACCAGGCAAUGUGCCUCGGCCUCUCGAAGGCAUUCCUUUUACCGUCAAGGAUAGUUUCAUGGUGAAGGGCAUGACAGUUGCUGCAGGAUCUCCGGCCUUUUCCGACCUUGUGGCUCCAGCUGAUGCGGCCAUUGUUGCGAGACUUCGAGAGGCAGGGGCUAUCAUUCUGGGCCGCACUAACAUGCCGCCCAUGGCCGAUGGGGGUCCGCAGCGUGGCCUCUACGGUAGGUCUGAAAGCCCAUAUAAUGCCACGUACAGCACAACAGCCUAUGCUUCUGGCUCCUCGAACGGCAGCGGGACUUCGACAACAGCCUGCUUCGCUACCUUUGGGCUUGCUGGGGAGACAGUGUCUUCGGGGCGCUCCCCGGCCUCAAGCAACGCCUUAGUUGGCUACUCUCCAUCUCGCGCCGUUAUCCCAAAUCGCGGACAGUGGCCACUAUAUCCAACAUGCGAUGUCAUUGUGCCUCAUACACGGACAGUUCCUGAUCUCUUUGACCUGCUGAAUGUCAUUGUGUUUGACGAUGAAAGCUCAUCAUCAGGUAUCGACUUUUGGCGAAAUCAACCCUACGUUCCUAUUCCCAAGUCUUCCGAACUUCGCCCUCUCGACUUCCACCAUCUUGAAGACCCUCACGCUCUACAGGGGAAGCGGAUAGGUGUGCCGCGAUGCUUCCUUGGGGAACAGGGAACAGGAAACUCUGUCAUCUGCGCCAAAUCGGUCUUGGGUCUGUUCAAUCGUGCUCGCAAAGACCUAGAGUCCCUGGGCGCAAUCCUCGUUGAGGUAGACUUCCCGCUCCUUGAGCAAUACACAAGACAGGACUUUCCAGGCCAGGCGUGCAAUGUACCAGGCCUACCAUCCAACUGGAUGAGCCUCGAAAGAUGUGAAAUGAUCGCCACCGCUUGGGAUGAUUUUCUGCGUCACAUGAACGACUCUAAGUAUCCGAAUCUUUCAAUGGCCGACCCGGAGAAAGUUCACCCCCAUAUUGCUCCCUUGGACGAUCCUAAGGCAAUGUCUGAAGCGCAAAACAUUAUCCAAUACUCUGACAUGGUCGAAUCUGUGCGUACUCGGGCCACAACCCUGGACACCCUUCCGGGAUGUGAAGGAGCUGUGAAGGCCCUCGAAGGAAUGCGAAAGACAUUGUACGAGGAUUGGAUGGAUUUGCACGGCCUGGACGUGUUAGUAUUCCCGACGAAUGGCGAUGUGCCCUUUGCAAAUGCCGACGAGGAUCUGGACUCGAUGUGCCACGCCCUGCAAGAUGGGAUCAAGUACGCUAAUGGUGGUCGGGCCCUUAAGCAUCUCGGCGUGCCUUGUAUCACGGUGCCGAUGGGGGAGAUGGAGGAGAACGGCAUGCCUGUGGGUAUAACCUUCGCCACAAAGGGAUGGGCAGACCAGGACUUGCUCCGAUUCGCAUUUGCAUAUGAAAACGCCUUCAAGCGGCGAACUAUACCACGAAGAGCCCCAGCUCACUCCACUGACAAGGUUCCUCUAAUCUGCAUGCCCUUAACAGCCGUACGCCCUGUGCUAUCGGUUGGUCAUAUCAACUCGGAGACUAUCAAGGAUAAUCGGGCUGAGAUCCGGUCGGUUUCUGUUAGCGGCAAAGUCGCCUCGACCGAUCCUUGUGUUCAAGUCUCUUCUCUCACAGUCUUCGUUGAUGGUCAGGCUUCAGACGGACUCUUGGUCGGCGCUGGAAGAUGGUCAUUUGACCGUCAUUUGACUAGGCCAAGGAUGCAUGACAAAUAUCCUACGCUGGGGAAGGUUCCUAAGGAUAGUUUCAUGUUAACCUUCGUGGCGAAGACCACAAACGGCAGAUGCGCCGCGGAAAUGCUCCUCGUUGAGUAG
This is a messenger RNA of Aspergillus puulaauensis, 2052 nucleotides long. Its product is annotated as amidase family protein. The transcript has a single exon. The record is from RefSeq and is a predicted model, not a curated record. Bases 1 to 2052 code for a protein of 683 amino acids. NCBI's taxonomy places the organism in Eukaryota, Fungi, Ascomycota, Eurotiomycetes, Eurotiales, Aspergillaceae.